This is a messenger RNA of Diplodia corticola, 1740 nucleotides long. Its product is annotated as sugar transporter. The record is from RefSeq and is a predicted model, not a curated record. Gene Ontology annotation, cellular component: membrane. NCBI's taxonomy places the organism in Eukaryota, Fungi, Ascomycota, Dothideomycetes, Botryosphaeriales, Botryosphaeriaceae. Gene Ontology annotation, biological process: transmembrane transport. The transcript has 3 exons. Gene Ontology annotation, molecular function: myo-inositol:proton symporter activity. Bases 1 to 1740 code for a protein of 579 amino acids.
AUGUCCGAGAUCAAAUCCGAGGACAAAAUCGCCGAUGCCUCCCACGUGGAGAAGCACGCGCCCGACAACAAGGAGCUGGUCGAGGAGGCUGUCCGCACCGGCAGCGUCCCCGUGGUCAAGAGCGAGGCCGAUGCCAUUGCCAAGGCCAAGAACGGCAGCUGGGAGGUCGACGCUCUGAUUCGCCAAUUGGAGGACGACCACAAGGCCGAGGGCUACACCAAGGGUGUCUUUGACCUCGAGUUCAAGAACCCCAAGCAUUUCACGUGGCUGCUGGUCACCUUCGCCUCCAUGGGCGGUCUGCUCUCGGGUCUCGACCAGUCCCUGAUCUCCGGCGCGAACCUUUUCCUGCCUGAGGAUCUCGGUCUCACCGACUCCCAGAACAGUUUGGUCAAUGCCGGCAUGCCGCUCGGUGCCGUCGCCGGUGCCCUGCUGCUGUCGCCCGCCAACGAAUGGUUCGGUCGUCGCUGGUCCAUCAUCAUCUCUUGCGUCUUCUACACCAUUGGUGGCGCGCUCUGCGCCGGCUCCAUCAACUUCGCCAUGAUCGUCGUCGCCCGUCUCUUGCUCGGCGUUGGUGUUGGUUUGGAGGGCGGCACCGUCCCCGUCUACGUCGCCGAGACGGUUGAGAGGAGACUCCGUGGAAACAUGGUCUCUCUGUAUCAGUUCAACAUUGCUCUGGGCGAGGUCUUGGGUUACGUCGUUGCGGCCAUCUUCUUGAAGGUUCCCGGCAACUGGCGCUACAUCCUUGGCUCCUCCCUGGUCUUCUCCACUAUUAUGCUUAUUGGAAUGCUCUUCAUGCCCGAGUCUCCCCGUUUCUACAUGCACAAGGGCGAGACGCUCAAGGCAUUCAAGGUCUGGAAGCGCAUCCGCGGCGUCGAGACGGCCGACUCGCGCGAGGAGUUCUUCGUCAUGAAGGCCUCGCAGGAGCAGGAGGACGCCGAGGUGGCGGCCGGUGCCAGCAACAGGCGCUUCCCCUGGCUCGACUUCAUCACCGUGCCCCGUGCCCGCCGCGCCAUCAUCUACGCCAACAUCAUGAUCUUCCUCGGCCAGUUUACCGGAAUCAAUGCCAUCAUGUACUACAUGUCGGUGCUCAUGAGCGACAUUGGCUUCGACAAGAUCCAGGCCAACUACAUGUCUCUCGUUGGCGGUGGUUCGCUCCUGCUCGGCACCAUCCCUGCUGUCCUGUACAUGGAGCGCUGCGGUCGCCGCUUCUGGGCCAUUGCUAUGCUUCCCGGCUUCUUCAUCGGUCUCAUCCUCUGCGGUGUGUCUGAGUACGGCGGCAGUAACGUCGCCCAGCAGGGUCUGUACCUUACUGGUAUCAUCGUCUACCAGGGCUUCUUCGGCUCCUACGCCACCCUCACAUGGGUGGUUCCUGCAGAAGUUUAUCCGACGUAUUUGAGGUCCUAUGGCAUGACUACAUCCGAUGGUUGGCUGUUCCUGUCAUCCUUCAUCGUCACCUAUAACUUCGACCGCAUGAAGAAGGCCAUGACACGUAUCGGUCUUACUCUCGGCUUCUACGGCGGCAUUGCCAUUCUCGGCUGGUUCUACCAGCUGUUCUUCAUGCCUGAGACCAAGGACAAGACCCUUGAGGAGAUUGAUCUCAUCUUCCAGAGGCCCACCCGCGAGAUCGUCGCCGAGAAUUGGGCUCAGGUCAAGGAAACGACGUCCGACCUGCUCGCUUUCAGGAUCAAGAAGGUCUUUACCUUCGAGAAGCAGAGGGAGAACAUUGGCGAUUCCCAGUAG